AUCAUGGCCUGACACGUGGUAAAGCCAAUUCAUACACUUGUUACUUAAUGGGCCCCACUUUGUAGGAGGGAACUCACAGGUUAAAAUCCUCCCUUCCCCCUUCUCUUUUUCCUCCUCAUUCCAGGCCGCGCACUUCGGCCUACUUUUGUUUCUCUUCUUCUUCCUCAACAAAAACACUCAAUUCUAAAUUAAAUUUCACAGAUUUCGAGGUUGAAGAAGAAAAUAACAUCGUCAUUCUUAUUUAACAGGUGCAAGGACAAUGGGUGCUGGCGGUCGAUCUAUUCCUCCAACUGCGAGAAAGGAGAAGUCUGAUGCACUGAACAGAGUGCCUUAUGAAAAACCACCAUUCACUCUAGGCCAAAUCAAAAAAGCUAUCCCACCUCAUUGCUUCCAACGCUCUGUGCUACGUUCUUUCGCUUAUGUUGUUUAUGAUUUCACCAUUGCCUUUAUCCUCUACUAUGUUGCCACUAACUACAUUAACCUCCUUCCAAAGCCUUUCAACUACUUGGCCUGGCCCGUCUAUGGGUUUGUCCAAGGCUGUGUUCUUACCGGUGUUUGGGUUAUAGCCCAUGAAUGUGGCCACCAUGCCUUCAGUGAUUAUCAGUGGCUCGAUGACACUGUUGGUCUAGUUCUCCACUCACUUCUCCUAGUGCCAUACUUCUCUUGGAAAUACAGCCACAGGCGCCAUCACUCCAACACUGGCUCCAUGGAAAAAGAUGAAGUCUUUGUACCAAAACGAAGGGAGAACAUGUCAUGGUUUUCUAAGUACCUUAACAACCCACCUGGACGCAUCAUCACCCUUCUUGUCACUCUAACCCUAGGCUGGCCUUUGUAUCUUCUCUUCAAUGUGUCGGGGAGGAGAUAUGAGCGAUUUGCUUGCCAUUAUGAUCCUUCCUCUCCAAUCUACUCAGAGCGUGAGAAGCUUCAAAUUUACAUUUCUGAUAUCGGGAUUUUGACAGUGACUUAUGGGCUUUACCGCCUUGCAGCUGCCAAAGGACUUGCUUGGGUGCUGUGUGUAUAUGGGGGUCCAUUGUUAGUUGUGAACGGGUUUCUUGUGCUGAUUACCUUCCUUCAGCACACACACCCUUCACUGCCCCACUACGAUUCGUCUGAGUGGGACUGGUUGAGAGGUGCAUUGGCUACUGUGGACCGAGACUAUGGGAUCUUGAACAAGGUGUUCCACAACAUUACUGAUACUCAUGUAGCUCACCACCUUGUCUCUACCAUGCCCCAUUACCAUGCUAUGGAGGCAACCAAGGCUAUUAAGCCUAUUUUGGGCAAAUAUUACCAAUUCGACGGGACUCCAGUAUUCAAGGCAAUGUGGAGGGAAGCGAAAGAAUGUAUGUACGUGGAGGCUGAUGAAGACGACCAGAACAAAGGUGUGCUCUGGUAUAGAAACAAGAUAUGAAAUUUUUUAGUUUGACAGAAGCUCGGAAAAUCCUAGUUUCGUAUGUAGGGAUUAGCCUUCUAUCUUUCAAAACCCCCCAUCCGUGCUAGAUGUUUAGAUUGGCUGUGUGUUUGUCAUUUUUUGUAUGAGCUGCAAAAUUCAUGAACUUGUAUUCCAUAGUUGUUGAUCAUUGUCAUAGAGCUAGAAUUUUGUCAGGCACGUUGGGGGUUCUUUGUUAUUGUUGUUUCUGCAAUAAUCUGGUGAUCCUUUAAAGUGCCUAGAUUUCUUGGCAUUUCUAUGUUUGGGACACAAUUAUUUGUGAAUUUUUUUAUUGUUGUAUAAGUUUUAAUGAAUUUUCUACUUUGAUUA
Chenopodium quinoa (quinoa) is the source of this 1756-nucleotide messenger RNA. RefSeq names its product delta(12)-fatty-acid desaturase FAD2-like. Bases 260 to 1408 code for a protein of 382 amino acids. The record is from RefSeq and is a predicted model, not a curated record. NCBI's taxonomy places the organism in Eukaryota, Viridiplantae, Streptophyta, Magnoliopsida, Caryophyllales, Amaranthaceae. The transcript is spliced from 2 exons. Gene Ontology annotation, molecular function: oxidoreductase activity, acting on paired donors, with oxidation of a pair of donors resulting in the reduction of molecular oxygen to two molecules of water. Gene Ontology annotation, biological process: lipid metabolic process.